AAAAGCAUGGAUCGUUGGAGUGGCAUCUUGAAAAUCCGGUUGCAUCCUCAUAGCACUACUUCCUACCGAAUUGCAGCAUCCCUCGCCCUUUCCCCUUCUUCGAAAAAGCUUGCAGUACCUUCUGGAAAUGCAAUAUUCUUUAGUGGAGACCGGGUGGAAGGAACGGAAAAUCCAGUGAUUGAGAGAUUAUCUGAUCCUCAGAAGAUUGCUGAAGUUUUAGUUUCAAAAUUUGGUGGAUCCAUUAAUGCCUUUGUUGUGGAGGCUGCCAUUUUUAACGGGCCAUUUGCUGUUUAUAAGGAUUUCAUCCCCUCUGUAAAUGAGUAUGGCGAGCCAAAAUCGUAUGAUGCAACUGGAUUCCCAGCUUCUACAUCACUGGUCUUGCUCUUGUCAAAGUUUCUUGCAGAGGCAAAAAAUGUCGUUUCAGGAAAACAAAAAGAGCCAUACCUAACUGAAGCUUCUUCGUCAUCCCCAUGCAAACCACAGACAGCGCUUCUUGGGUUCAGCAAGGGCGGUACAGUACUUAACCAGCUCAUAACUGAGUUUGCCUUCUUCUCAGAAUCUCCAUCCGCUGUCAAAGAAGACAGCUGGAUUGUGCCCACUUCAAAGGAGCGCCUCUUCAACAGCAUAUCCGAGAUUCAUUAUGUGGAUGUCGGUUUGAACUCUGAAGGGGCGUAUCUCACCAAUAAAGACGUGAUUGAUAGGAUAUCGGAAGGUCUCCCUCAGAGGCACCUGGGAAUCAGGUUUCUCUUCCAUGGAACGCCAAGACAGUGGUGUGAUGAGAGGCGGAUUUGGAUCCGUAAGGAGAAGGACGCCCUCGUUCGACUUGUGAAGCUUGCUGCGAGAAGGAAUACUGGUAAAUUGCAUCUCCGUGAGAGACUAUACUUUCCUAGUAAACUCCCUGAUAUGCAGAUGCAUUUUGAAAUUAUUGAUGCCUUGGAUGUUAGUUAAGCUCAAGUUCGAAAUUUUUACAGGAUUUGAUAUCUGUGUUUAUGGAUAUUCAUCUGAUUAUAGAUUUUGUGUACAUAGGAAAAAACUGAGCAUGAUGAGAUGCAGAAAUAAGCAUGCCAUCUCGGAUUAGAAUCCAGUCAUUUUUGCUGUUUA
Messenger RNA from Salvia hispanica, 1101 nucleotides. RefSeq lists its product as uncharacterized. The record is from RefSeq and is a predicted model, not a curated record. Gene Ontology annotation, cellular component: mitochondrion. NCBI's taxonomy places the organism in Eukaryota, Viridiplantae, Streptophyta, Magnoliopsida, Lamiales, Lamiaceae.